UGCGGGACCAGCGUGGGAACGUGGCUGGCCGGCUGUGGACGGCGUCCUCAUCACCAUGGUCCGGCUCCUGUUGGUUUUCUUCCCAGCGAUCUUUUGGGAGAUGUCCCUUCUGCCCAGAAGCCCUGGCAGGAAAGUGUUGCUGGCGGGAGCCUCAUCUCAGCGCUCGGUGGCCAGAAUGGACGGAGAUGUCAUCAUCGGGGCCCUUUUCUCAGUCCACCACCAGCCUCCAGCCGAAAAGGUGCCGGAGAGGAAGUGCGGGGAGAUCCGGGAGCAGUACGGCAUCCAGAGGGUGGAGGCUAUGUUUCACACCUUGGAUAAGAUCAACGCAGACCCGGUCCUCCUGCCCAACAUCACGCUGGGCAGCGAGAUCCGGGACUCCUGCUGGCACUCCUCCGUGGCUCUGGAGCAGAGCAUUGAGUUCAUCAGGGACUCCCUGAUUUCCAUUCGAGAUGAGAAGGAUGGACUCAACCGGUGCCUGCCGGAUGGGCAGCCCCUCCCCCCAGGCAGGACUAAGAAGCCCAUUGCGGGCGUAAUCGGCCCGGGCUCCAGCUCCGUAGCCAUUCAAGUGCAGAACCUGCUCCAGCUCUUCGACAUUCCCCAGAUCGCAUAUUCCGCCACGAGUAUCGACCUGAGUGACAAAACUUUGUACAAAUACUUCCUGAGGGUUGUCCCUUCUGACACCUUGCAGGCAAGGGCGAUGCUAGAUAUAGUCAAGCGUUACAAUUGGACCUAUGUCUCUGCAGUCCACACGGAAGGGAAUUAUGGGGAGAGUGGAAUGGACGCUUUCAAAGAGCUGGCUGCCCAGGAAGGUCUCUGCAUCGCCCAUUCAGACAAAAUCUACAGCAAUGCUGGGGAGAAGAGCUUCGACCGACUCCUGCGCAAGCUCCGAGAACGGCUCCCCAAGGCGAGAGUGGUGGUCUGCUUCUGCGAAGGCAUGACGGUCCGGGGCCUCCUGAGCGCCAUGCGGCGCCUGGGCGUGGUGGGCGAGUUCUCACUCAUCGGAAGUGAUGGAUGGGCAGAUAGAGAUGAAGUCAUUGAAGGUUAUGAGGUGGAAGCCAACGGGGGAAUCACGAUCAAGCUGCAGUCUCCAGAGGUCAGGUCGUUUGAUGAUUAUUUCCUGAAACUAAGGCUGGACACUAAUACGAGGAAUCCUUGGUUCCCUGAGUUCUGGCAACACCGGUUCCAGUGCCGCCUACCAGGACACCUUCUGGAAAAUCCCAACUUUAAGAGAAUCUGCACAGGCAAUGAAAGCUUAGAAGAAAACUACGUCCAGGACAGUAAGAUGGGCUUUGUCAUCAAUGCCAUCUACGCCAUGGCCCACGGGCUGCAGAACAUGCACCAUGCCCUGUGCCCCGGCCACGUGGGCCUCUGCGAUGCCAUGAAGCCCAUCGACGGCAGCAAACUCCUGGACUUCCUCAUCAAGUCCACGUUCAUCGGUGUGUCUGGAGAGGAGGUGUGGUUUGAUGAGAAAGGGGACGCUCCUGGAAGGUAUGACAUCAUGAAUCUGCAGUACACUGAAGCUAAUCGCUAUGACUAUGUACACGUGGGAACCUGGCACGAGGGGGUGUUGAACAUCGAUGACUACAAGAUCCAGAUGAACAAGAGUGGGAUGGUACGGUCUGUGUGCAGCGAGCCUUGCUUAAAGGGUCAAAUUAAGGUUAUACGGAAAGGAGAAGUGAGCUGCUGCUGGAUUUGCACAGCCUGUAAAGAGAAUGAAUAUGUGCAAGACGAGUUCACCUGCAAAGCCUGUGACUUGGGGUGGUGGCCCAAUGCAGAUCUCACAGGCUGUGAACCUAUCCCUGUCCGCUACCUGGAGUGGAGCAAUAUAGAAUCCAUCAUAGCUAUCGCCUUCUCCUGCCUGGGCAUCCUUGUCACCUUGUUUGUCACUCUCAUCUUCGUGCUGUACCGGGACACACCAGUGGUCAAAUCUUCCAGUCGAGAGCUCUGCUACAUUAUCCUAGCUGGCAUCUUCCUGGGUUACGUGUGCCCUUUCACUCUCAUUGCCAAACCUACCACCACGUCCUGCUACCUCCAGCGCCUCCUGGUUGGCCUCUCCUCUGCCAUGUGCUACUCUGCUUUAGUGACCAAAACCAAUCGCAUUGCGCGCAUCCUAGCUGGCAGCAAGAAGAAGAUCUGCACCCGGAAGCCCAGGUUCAUGAGUGCCUGGGCCCAGGUGAUCAUUGCCUCAAUUCUGAUUAGCGUGCAGCUAACCCUGGUGGUAACCCUGAUCAUCAUGGAGCCCCCCAUGCCCAUUCUGUCAUACCCAAGUAUCAAGGAAGUCUACCUUAUCUGCAAUACCAGCAACCUGGGUGUGGUGGCCCCUGUGGGCUACAAUGGACUCCUCAUCAUGAGCUGUACCUACUAUGCCUUCAAGACACGCAACGUGCCCGCCAACUUCAAUGAGGCCAAAUAUAUCGCCUUCACCAUGUACACCACCUGCAUCAUCUGGCUGGCUUUUGUGCCCAUUUACUUUGGAAGCAACUACAAGAUCAUCACUACCUGCUUUGCAGUGAGCCUCAGUGUAACGGUGGCCCUGGGGUGCAUGUUCACUCCCAAGAUGUACAUCAUCAUUGCCAAGCCGGAGAGGAACGUCCGCAGUGCCUUCACCACCUCUGAUGUAGUCCGCAUGCAUGUCGGCGAUGGCAAGCUGCCCUGCCGCUCCAACACUUUCCUCAACAUUUUCCGAAGAAAGAAACCAGGGGCAGGGAAUGCCAAGAAGAGGCAGCCAGAAUUCUCGCCCACCAGCCAGUGUCCGUCGGCACAUGUGCAGCUUUGAAAACCCCCACACUGCAGUGAAUGUUUCUAAUGGCAAGUCUGUGUCAUGGUCUGAACCAGGUGGAAGACAGGUGCCCAAGGGACAGCACAUGUGGCACCGCCUC
Messenger RNA from Myotis brandtii (Brandt's bat), 2879 nucleotides. It is a transcript of the gene GRM1, whose product is annotated as glutamate receptor, metabotropic 1. The record is from RefSeq and is a predicted model, not a curated record. NCBI's taxonomy places the organism in Eukaryota, Metazoa, Chordata, Mammalia, Chiroptera, Vespertilionidae. Gene Ontology annotation, cellular component: postsynaptic density membrane. Gene Ontology annotation, biological process: G protein-coupled glutamate receptor signaling pathway; regulation of synaptic transmission, glutamatergic. Gene Ontology annotation, molecular function: G protein-coupled receptor activity involved in regulation of postsynaptic membrane potential; adenylate cyclase inhibiting G protein-coupled glutamate receptor activity. The transcript is spliced from 9 exons. The coding region runs from base 56 to 2776 and encodes 906 amino acids.